Molecule: messenger RNA, 1862 nt
Organism: Puccinia graminis f. sp. tritici CRL 75-36-700-3
Lineage: Eukaryota; Fungi; Basidiomycota; Pucciniomycetes; Pucciniales; Pucciniaceae
Exons: 3
Coding region: 243-1424 (393 amino acids)
Source: RefSeq, a predicted model, not a curated record
CUCGGACGUUGGAUGAUAUAUUUUGUUUUCAAUAAGCCAAGCAGGCCCACACAUUGCACAAAUAUUUUGUCAUCGCACCGGCCGGGCUUCAUGUAACGUCAGAAAGAUAUCUUUCGGAUUCGGAUAUGUACUGGGCUAGAAUAAUUUGUUCUUGAUUUCCCAUUUGACCCAACCCGACUUUCCGGUCUUGCGAAACCUUGCCCAAGUAGCUGAAAAACGAACCGAGUGGACAUUAAUCAGAGAUGGUGACUGUCUUAGAUCUUCCCGAAAAGGUACUUGAACUGGUAUUCGACAACCUGGCCUCCGACAUUGGGGCAUUUCGGUCGCAAGCGGCCUGUUUGAGACUGGUUUGCUCAAAAUGGGAGCCUUUUUUGUACAAUCGAUAUCUGUACCGUGUGAUGACAUUCAGGAGUUUUGAUCGAGCGAUUUCCUUCAUCCGCCAAAUCGAUCAAAACUCACAAUCGCGCCCAGUUCCAAUUUGUCGGUAUCUGUACAUCUAUCGCCUAGACACCAUAGACGACUCGACUAAUUUUAUGCCGGAUCGCAAGACCAAGGUUGAGAACUUGGAUGCUCUGGUUGAGCUAUUCUCUGAUUCGAUUGAAAUGCUUUCCAUCGAAGUCGACAAAUUUUUGACGCUUCCAAGGGCUACUAUCGAACGCAUAGGUCGAAUCAAAAACUUGCGUCAUUUGACGAUUGGAAUUUAUUCGAAAGCCGCACCUUCGAAAAUCUUACACUCAAGACAAAAUCUUCGAGUCGAUUCAGUUCCACUCGGUCUGCCAACUGAUACAGAAUGUCUACACGAAUUACUCGCAGCAGCUCAAGGAUUGGUCACGUUGAGCUUGGAAGACUUCCGACCUGUCUGUUCGCCGGAGACAAUUCGACCCACUCUCAGCAAUCAUAAAUUCUCAUCUAUUACUAGGCUUGACUUGGAAAUACCACCUAAACCCUACACCAACGGAGACGAGAUGAUAGGUAUCUUUCAUGCACUACCGAAUCUCAAGAAACUCAAGAUCAGAGGCCUCGAGAACGGUCAGAGCGUUCUCCCUCUCUUUGAGAUAGUCAGGGAAACACUCGAAGAGAUUUAUAUUUACCACCAAGAGGUUUUGAUGUCCAUCCUCGGCUUGGAAUUCCCGAACUUGCGUGUCUUCAAAAUUGGCGAUUGGACAACCAGUCUAUCGCAAUGCUUGCGCCGACCUAUGUUUUCUAAAGCCCCCCUCGAAGUCCUUGCUUUAAUGAUUCCAUUCGAUGAGACUUUCCUGGUUCUCCCAUUUGAAUCUCUGCCAUGUUUGAAGAAACUUGUGUUCGGAAAUAGUCCGAUGUCGCACAAGAACGCCUUACAAGACUCACGAGAUCUUUUAAAGAGCUGUAGAGAAAACGGAGUCAAAGUCGUCUUGAUUCCUAGUCAAAAAAUUGCCGACUAUUGAUCCUACUUUCCAUUAGAUCGACGGGACCACAAUUGUAAACUUAAAACAUAGAUCGUAUUGAGCUUUUAUCUCCUUUUCUUCACUCUCACCGAGUUUUGUGUUUCCAAGUUACACAAUUACCCACAGUUUCAUAUAGUUUCACCCACUACAAAUCAGAUAUUUCAAUUUUAUCCUACCAUGUACCCUGUAGACGUAGUUGUGUGCCAAACAAGCACACUCAUGUUGGAGUUUUCAUGUCAACCUGCUGUAUAGUCUCAAUCAAAAAAUAUCACCCCAUAUCCUUCACAAAGUGGUCAUCUUUUCCAGAUGUGACUUGAAUUAGAGUUCACUGUCACAGCCAAAACUUGUAAUUUGCAGGCUGGAUCAUAACUGAAUUUUUUUGACCCAAUUUAUAGUACGGUUCUGAUCUGGGCCUCUGGGCUCUGGUAUGGCAUUCCC